AUGCGUGAAGAACCGCAAUUCAUGCUGUUCUCCCUCAGAGUCCCAUAUCUUCAAGUAUGUGUCGAUGCACUGAACCUCCAUUGCGGUCAUUACGCCGAACGUCCUAAGCUUCAUGGUAACUACGCCAUGACUUGCCAGUUGGAGUCCAUCGGCUUAUUUGGCAUCAAUAAUCUACAAAUCCAGCAUCCAACACAAAUCGGACCUGAAGUGUAA
This is a messenger RNA of Haemonchus placei, 213 nucleotides long. The record is from the annotation of a GenBank genome assembly. Lineage: Eukaryota; Metazoa; Nematoda; Chromadorea; Rhabditida; Trichostrongylidae.